Molecule: messenger RNA, 4480 nt
Organism: Neltuma alba
Lineage: Eukaryota; Viridiplantae; Streptophyta; Magnoliopsida; Fabales; Fabaceae
Product: enhancer of mRNA-decapping protein 4-like
Biological process (GO): deadenylation-independent decapping of nuclear-transcribed mRNA
Cellular component (GO): P-body
Molecular function (GO): protein binding
Source: RefSeq, a predicted model, not a curated record
GAAAAAAUCAAUAAAUGAUUCAACGUUUUAUGGCAUCUCCUGGGAAUCCAAAUCAACAGCCACAGCAUCAUCAUCAGCAACAAACAAGUCAAUUUGAUUUGCAACAUCUUUUCAAGCCUUCAUCUAAUCCUCCUCCUUUUCCUUCCAAUCCCCCAAUCUUAAACUCUUCUCCUUCAUUCCUGCACUCUUCUUCCUCCUCCUCCUCCCCUCCUUCCUCUUCUUAUCAUACGCCUUCUUCUUCUUCUUAUCCUCCACCCACUGGUAUAUACCCGUAUAAUCCUCACUAUCUUCCUUACCAAACGCAUCUCCAGCAGCAACAGCAGCCCCAAGAACAACCUCGUAUUCUUCCUCAUCUUCUCCAAAUGCAUGUUCCACCUAGACCCAUGUUUCAAUCGCCUUCUCCUUCAUCAUCCCCGCUAAUUCCUUCAUCUCCGAAUCCUAGUAAUAACUCCAGUGGGGCCCGCUUGAUGGCUCUCUUUGGCACACAACAAAACCCUUCUCCUUCAAAUCCUGAACCCACUCAAUCCUCCUCUGUUCCGACAGUUUCUGAAUUUGCAAUACCUGCAAAUCCGACACUCUUGCCUUCCAGCCCUUCGGCUCCAACGAGGAUGCUCAGCAGCAAACUUCCUAAAGGACGUCAUUUGAUAGGAGACAAUGUUGUCUACGACAUUGAUGUUCGGUUGCCAGGAGAGGUUCAACCUCAGCUUGAGGUCACUCCUAUCACUAAGUAUGCCUCUGAUCCCGGGCUUGUGCUUGGCCGUCAAAUUGCAGUGAAUAGAUCUUAUAUAUGCUAUGGACUGAAACUUGGUGCAAUCCGGGUCCUUAAUAUUAAUACUGCACUAAGAUAUUUGCUCCGGGGUCACACCCAGAGAGUAACAGAUAUGGCUUUCUUUGCCGAGGACCUUCACCUUCUGGCCAGUGCUAGCACUGAUGGGAGAAUUUUCGUAUGGAAGAUCAAUGAGGGUCCUGAUGAGGAAGACAAACCUCAAAUUACUGGAAAAGUCAUCAUAGCCCUUCAAAUAUCAGGAGUUGGUGAAUCAGUUCAUCCACGAGUGUGCUGGCAUCCCCACAAACAAGAGAUUCUAAUGGUUGCUAUUGGAAACCGCAUCCUUAAAAUUGACACCAUGAAAGUUGGAAAAGGUGAAAGUUUUUCAGCAGAGGAGCCUCUUAAAUGUUCCAUUGAUAAGUUGAUUGAUGGGGUGCAACUUGUUGGUAAACAUGAUGGCGAUGUCACUGAGUUGUCAAUGUGCCAAUGGAUGAAAAGUCGGUUAGCUUCAGCAUCAACUGAUGGCACGGUAAAGAUAUGGGAAGAACGCAAGGCAUCACCACUUGCUGUUUUAAGGCCUCAUGAUGGCAAUCCUGUUAAUUCUGUGACAUUCUUGACUGCUCCUCACCGCCCUGAUCACAUUGUCCUUAUCACAGCGGGGCCACUAAAUCGGGAAGUGAAGAUAUGGGUCUCUGACAAUGACGAGGGCUGGUUAUUGCCUAGUGACUCUGAGUCAUGGAACUGUAUCCAGACUCUGGAUAUAAAAAGUUCUUCUGAAGCCAACCCCGAGGAUGCUUUCUUUAAUCAAGUUGUAGCAUUGAACCGUGCUGGUCUAUUUCUGCUUGCUAAUUCCAAAAAAAAUACAAUAUAUGCUGUACACAUAGAAUAUGGACUUAAUCCAACUGCUACUCGCAUGGAUUACAUUGCUGAGUUCACAGUCACAAUGCCUAUAUUAAGUCUUACUGGAACCAGUGAUUCUUUACCAGAUGGAGAACAUAUUGUACAAAUUUAUUGCGUCCAGACACAAGCUAUUCAACAGUAUGCACUUAAUUUGUCUCAAUGUUUACCUCCGCCUUUGGACAACAUUGAACUCGAGAAAACAGCACCCAAUAGAUCUCGUGCCUUUGAUGGAUCUAAUAUAGAAGUUGGAAAUAUGCCUCAAGUUCAUUCUAGCAACUCUGAAGCUGGCCCCAUUCACAGUCUCCCUGUCAGUUUGCCUUCUUCUGAUAUUUCUGGUUCGCCAGAAGGUUCUGCUUCAGGCACAGAAACAAAGCCACGUGAUGUGCCUUCUCAUAAUGGCACUGAACAUAUCAGUACUGCUUCACCUCCUCUUCCUUUGAGCCCAAGAUUGUCACGAAAGUUAUCCGAUUUCAAAAGUCCAUCAAAUAAUAUAGAGACUACUUCAUUAAGCGCUGAUCACAGUAGUGAGCAGACAUACCUUGAUUGUUCAGUUGAGCAGAGAGUGGAGUCUGAAAAAGAUGGUAUGCGUGAUGUGCCUGCAUCAGUUGACAGUUUAAGGAAGAAUGAUAAAGAAAAUGAAGCCUCUAUGGCUUCCAAUACUUCUACAAUGUUCAAACACCCAACCCAUUUGGUAACCCCGUCUGAGAUAUUCUCUACAGCUCCUUUAUCUUCAGAGAAUUCUCAUACCUCUCAAGGCAUUAAUGUAGCCGAAGCAAAGGUUCAAGAUGUUGCCGAUAGUGAUGCAGUAAAUGCUGAACUAGAGGUCAAGGUUGUAGGUGAGACAAAUUCUAAUCAAGAAAAAACCGAGUCUGAUAGAGAGAGAGAUGCUCACACUACCAUUGCUGAGAAAAAAGAGAAGUUAUUCUAUUCUCAGGCGUCUGACCUGGGCAUUCAAAUGGCCAGAGAAACUUGUAGCAUUGAGGGAGUUCACCAGACAGGUGAAAUGAAUAAUAAUGACGCACCUGAUCGAACUUGCAACCCUGCUAAGGGAGAAAGUCAGGAUAUGAGUAAGGUUGUAACUGCCAGCCUCAGUGAAUCAGAAACCACUGUUGCUGCUUCACAAUCUCCAGCACCAUCUGCGAAAGGUGGCAAUUCAGAAGGCUCUACCAUGGAAGCUGUUUUGCCCCAAUUAUCAACUAUGCAGGAGAUGCUAGGCCAGUUAAUAAGCAUGCAAAAAGAAAUGCAAAAACAGAUGAAUGUGAUGGUUUCUGUCCCAAUUACCAAGGAAGGCAAAAGAUUAGAAGGAUCCUUCGGUAGGAACAUGGAGAGAGUUGUCAAGGCUAACUCUGAUGCUCUAUGGGCUCGAUUGCUAGAAGAAAAUGCAAAGCAAGAGAAGUUAGAGCAGGAUCGUGCUCAGCAAAUAACGAAUUUGAUCUCCAAUUAUGUAAACAAGGAUUUAUCCGCUCAAUUGGAGAAAACUAUUAAGAAGGAGAUAUCUUCAAUUGGAACAACUGUUGCUCGUUCAAUCACUCAAAUCAUAGAGAAGACAAUAUCAUCAACUGUUAUGGACUCAUUCCAGAAGGGAGUGGGGGACAGGGCACUGAACCAACUGGAAAAAUCAGUAAGUUCAAAACUUGAAGCUACAGUGGCUAGGCAGAUACAAGCACAGUUCCAAACUUCUGGCAAGCUAGCUCUUCAGGAAGCACUCAAGUCUAGUCUGGAAGCUUCAAUGAUUCCUGCAUUUGAGAUGUCAUGCAAAGCUAUGUUUGAGCAAAUUGAUGUGGCAUUUCAGAACGGAAUUGUAAAGCACACUACUGCUAUUCAACAGCAGUACGAUUCUACUCAUUCUCCUCUAGUCAUGAGUUUAAGGGAUACAAUUAAUUCAGCAUCUUCAAUUACUCAAACCUUGAGUGGACAAUUGGCUGAUGGCCUACAUAAACUAUCAGAAAUUGCAGCUACCUCCAAAGUGGCAGAUUCCUCAGUAACGCAAAUCAGCAAUGGUUUGCACGAGAUUGCCGAGGAUCCAACCAAAGAACUAUCAAGGUUGAUAAGUGAAAGAAAAUUUGAGGAAGCAUUCACUGGUGCCCUUCUAAGAAGUGAUGUUUCAAUAGUUUCUUGGUUGUGCUCUCAGGUUGAUUUGGCUGGUAUAUUGUCGAUGGGGCCACUGCCAUUAAGCCAAGGAGUUAUUCUGUCUCUUCUCCAGCAACUAUCAUGUGACCUCAAUGCUGAGUCACCCAGAAAAUUGGCAUGGAUGACCGAUGUGGCUGCUGCAAUAAACCCGGCAGAUCCUUCAAUCGCGGUGCACGUUAGGCCAAUAUUGGAGCAAGUGUAUCAGAUUCUGGGCCAUCAUCGGGCGCUACCAACUACUUCCUCAUCAGAAGCAAGCGCAAUUCGCCUGCUUAUGCAUGUCAUCAAUUCGGUGUUAUUGAGCUGUAAAUGAACUUCACUUUGUAUUUUAUUACCUGUGCAGAAAAUGGAAGUCUCAACUUUGGUCUGUAUAGAAAUCUAGAUAGUUCAGUGGACAAGGUGAACUAUUUAUGUAGCUAGCUGUCUUGUACAAUUGAUUAUUUGUGUGAAAUAGCCUCAUUUCUGUCUGUUGUAUUGUACUUUACAUCUGAGAUAUAGUCCUCAUCAAAUUGAAUCUCUUGCAUUUUUGUUACCAAAAGGCCCACUUGGUAUAUCUGAAAGGGACUAGAGGGAUUAGAAAAGGAAUCAUGCAGAGGGCUUGCAUGGAACAAUGUAAUCCUUCAUUUAUGGUAAUGUACUGAUGGAAUUGAGAGCAUUUUCAAUAAUGUGGACUAAAUUUUAUUCAAA